Molecule: messenger RNA, 1335 nt
Organism: Daldinia childiae
Lineage: Eukaryota; Fungi; Ascomycota; Sordariomycetes; Xylariales; Hypoxylaceae
Exons: 1
Coding region: 1-1335 (444 amino acids)
Molecular function (GO): NAD binding; NADP binding; oxidoreductase activity
Source: RefSeq, a predicted model, not a curated record
AUGGCGAACGCAAAACUAGAGAUCUCAUUCAUCGGCCUGGGGGCCAUGGGCUUUGGCAUGGCGACCAACUUGGUCAAGCAGGGGUAUAAGGUGACAGGGUUUGACGUCUGGCAGCCGACGUUAGAUAGGUUCCAGGCUGCUGGAGGCAGUACCGCUACGACGCCGGCGGAGGCUGUUAAGGGCAAGGACUACUGCGUGUGCAUGGUAGCGACGGCGCAGCAGGCUCAGGCCGUACUCAUUGAAGGUGACGAUGCGGCACUCGCCUCGUUUCCUAAAGGAGCCGCUCUGCUACUCUGUUCGACGGUGCCGUGCGCAUACGUCCAGGCUCUAGAGAAGCAACUUGUCGAAUUAGGACGGGGUGAUAUUCGUCUAAUCGACGCUCCCGUCUCGGGAGGUGCUGCAAGGGCAGCUGACGGUACUCUUUCAAUUAUGGCUGGAGGCUCAGAUGAGGCAAUCGAUACUGGCCGCUUUCUGUUACAGGAGAUGUCCGACCCGAAGAAGCUCUACAUCGUCCAGGGCGGAGUCGGCGCCGGAAGUAAUAUGAAGAUGUGCCACCAGGUCCUUGCGGCUAAUCAAAUCCUUGCCGCAAGUGAAGGAUUGGGGUUUGCGAGUCACCUCGGUCUGGAUCUCCACUCCACGAGCCAGGAGAUAAUCAAGUCGGAUGCCUGGGCGUGGAUGUUUGAGAACAGACUGCCGAGGAUGCUCGAUCCCGAGUUCAAGCCCGUUGCUAGCGCUCUGACCAUCAUCCUGAAGGAUACGGGUAUUAUUACUUCAGAGGCGAGACGGGCUGCAUUUCCUACCCCUAUGACAAGCACAGCAGAACAAGUCUAUUUCUCUGGCCUUGGCCGCGGAUACGGCCCAGACGAUGACAGCAGUAUAAUCAGACUAUACACAGAAGGCAAGGGGAAGAUUGGACUGGUAAAGGGGCUAGCCGAAAACGACGAGUCGAAGUUAGCCCUCGUCAAGGCGCUAUUCAGAGGAAUUUAUCUUUGCUCUGCAGCGGAGACCAUUGCCUUCGCAAAGAGAUGUAAUCUAGAUCUAGACCAAGUCUUCGAGCUCUGCAUAAACGCAGCCGGAGGAAGCGCGAUAUUACAGACGGUUGGACCGGACAUCAUCAAGCUUUCUCGAGGAGAACAGGUAUCGGUUGGGGAUAGCCAAGGACUAAAGGAGCAUGCGCAGCAGCUUCAAGAGGCUGUUGAGGAGGCACAGCGGCUAAAGGUACCGGUGUAUCUUGGUAGUCAGGCGCUUACCCUGACGCGGUUCGCAUUGCACUUUUCCUCUGAAGCAGCUUCAGAUGUCUCAAGAGCUACUGUUGCGAGAGUAUGGGGUUUAUAA